Messenger RNA from Callorhinchus milii (elephant shark), 1325 nucleotides. RefSeq names its product COMM domain containing 7 (gene commd7). Gene Ontology annotation, biological process: tumor necrosis factor-mediated signaling pathway; negative regulation of DNA-templated transcription. NCBI's taxonomy places the organism in Eukaryota, Metazoa, Chordata, Chondrichthyes, Chimaeriformes, Callorhinchidae. The record is from RefSeq and is marked provisional. Gene Ontology annotation, molecular function: NF-kappaB binding.
GAGGGCGGGAGAGGGCGGAGAUGCUGAAGCUCCGCUGUGGCCUCGCGCCGCCGCCCGAGUCGGUGUCCAGCGACGUCCAGACCCUCAACAAACUGUCCGACCAGCAAUUCUCAGCAUUGACGGAAAUAAUCUUCAGCUUUGUAACGGAGCCCACAGAGUCAGAGCGACUGUUAAGUCAACUCAGCGAUUUUGCAGCCCAGAAUGAAAUGAGCCCAGCGCCACUGAAAAACAUUGUGAAAAGUGUCCUUUUGGUUCCCAACGGUGCCCUGAAAAUGAAUUUGACAGCCGACCAGGUCAAAACUGAUUUUAUUACACUGGGCUUAAGUGAGGAGAAGGCUGGUUGCUUUGCAGAUCAGUGGAAAGCACAUUCUGCAGCCUUGUCCAGGCUGGCUGUUGGACAAACCCUGACCGUCAAUCAGUUGGUGGAUAUGGAGUGGAAAUUUGGAGUAACCACAGGUAGCAGUGAACUACAAAAAGUUGGCAGCAUUUUCCUCCAGUUGAAAUUGGUUAUAAAGAAGGGGAUCAAAAGUGAAAAUGUUUACAUCGAAUUGACGUUACCGCAGUUCUAUGAUUUUUUGCAUGAAAUGGAACGAGCCAGGACUAGCCUCGAAUGCUUCAGUUAAAUUGCUGGAUUAAUUCCUCCAACUACAGAUAUAAAUAUAUAUAUUUUUGAAAGCAAACUUAAUCUCCUCUAAAAGUGGUUUCUUGAAUGGGUAUUGAAGCUUUAUAAAGAUAAUCUGUGUUUUUGUAACCUGUUUAAAUGUCUCAAACAGAAACACUUACAAUAUCCAGUGUCAUUGAAAUCAGCUAACUGUAUAGGUGACCUUUGUAUAUUGUAAGUAUGAUUUUGCUAUAUCUAAUUUUUUUAUUAAUAUAAUUCCUGUUAUUUUGUAAAUUUGAUUUACCUGAAACCCCUUCAUUCUGAUCAGAGUCUUUGCUUUAAGUCAACACUUUGCUUUGUUGACUUACUCUUAGGUCCGCGGUUCCUUCGUGUGACCUUGCUACUGCUUAACACCUUUCUUGGGGGUCUGGGCUGAGAUGGGGAAUUCCACUGUGAGAGGAAUUGUGGGCAUGAACCCAUAUGCUCUCUCGCGCACUGCAUGAACAGAUCCACGAGCAGGUCAUUCCUUCCGAUGGUUGUCAGGUUUCUUUGCGUUUCUUACACUUGGGACCGGCUAAAUGGAAUGAAAUGCAAAAUGGAUGCUUCAUUGAGCGGUGGAACAUUAUCUAUUUGAAGAACUUUAAUUUGUGUACUUGUAUCAAUGUAUUGCAUUAUUUACCUUGUCAUUCGUAUAUUUUGACAAAUGGAAUAAAGAACUAAAACG